UAUCUGUGCUGGACAGUAUCCAGGCCCACAGCCUCGUUGCCCUGCCCUCAGGCCUCUGCAGCUUCGUGGAUCUCCGUGCAGAGGAACGCCUCUUCGGUGGUUGUGACAGGGGGGGAAUUAGGCAGGAGAUGCGGGUUCACUUGCCCUGCGUAGGGGCUUAUCUUGGGCUAAGCUGAAGGGACUAAUAGCAAAGCCAGCCUCCGCUCCAGCCGGUCUGAGGGCACAGGGAACCAUCUGUCCAGUCUGUGGAUAACUGACAACAAAGGGGGCAAACAUUCAUCACGGACUAUGAACUGAUAGACUGUUCAUUUCAAAAGAUACCAGAAAAAAAGAAGAGGAGCCAGUAUUUUAUAAAUAAGGUGUGGAAUGGCGUGGAGCUCGUUAUUUACUGGAUUGUAGUUUUACUUUGAAGCUCAGUAAGCAGAGAGAAUGUCUGACAAGGAAGAAAUGGCCUCAGAUGGGAGUCUGAAUGUGACGCUAACGCUGAGGCUGCUGAUGCAUGGAAAGGAAGUCGGCAGCAUAAUUGGGAAGAAAGGGGAAACUGUAAAGAAAAUGAGAGAAGAGAGCGGCGCUCGCAUCAACAUCUCAGAAGGAUCGUCUCCUGAGAGGAUAGUGACCAUCACAGGCCCCACAGAGGGCAUCUUCAGAGCCUUCUCCAUGAUCGCACACAAGUUUGAGGAGGAUAUUACCGCCGCUAUGACAAACAGCAACGUGACGAGUAAGCCACCUGUGACACUUCGCCUGGUUUUCCCAGGAAGCCAAUGUGGUUCACUGAUUGGAAAAGGAGGAUCCAAAAUCAAGGAGAUCAGAGAGACCACAGGCGCCCAGGUUCAGGUGGCAGGAGACAUGCUGCCGGACUCGACAGAGAGGGCUGUCACAAUCUCCGGCACUCCACAGGCCAUCACUCAGUGUGUGAGACACAUCUGCUCUGUCAUGCUGGAGUCUCCGCCAAAAGGAGCGACUAUUCCCUACCGUCCCAAAGCCAUACCUGCUGGAGCCCAUGCAGUAUUAGCACAACAGCACUCUGCACAAGCCUUUGCGAUUCCAGGGCAGUAUGCUUUUGCACAUCAAGAUUUGACCAAGCUUCACCAGUUGGCUAUGCAGCAUAUCCCCCUCCCUUCCCUUGGGCAGAGCAACCCUACCUUCCCUGGAUUGGAUGCAUCUGCCCCCACAAGUUCACAAGAACUGGCAAUACCUAAUGAUUUUAUUGGCUGCAUAAUUGGAAGACAAGGCAGCAAGAUCAAUGAGAUUCGCCAGGUCUCCGGAGCUCACAUCAAAAUUGCCAGUGCCACUGAUGGUUCAGCCAUGCGCCAAGUCACGAUCACGGGCUCGCCAGCCAGUAUCAGCGUGGCCCAGUACCUCAUCAAUGCCAGCUUAGAGAUGGCUAAAUACACCAUGCAGGCCGCUUCCUCUGCGACCCCCGUUGAUCUCAACAUGAGCUUCUCUCAGUCUGCCCCCACCGCCUCCACCGCUGCUACCUCUAUGGCCGUCCUGGCGGCCACCUCCCCAGCCCCCACCACCAUUAACGUCCACUCUCCCUCCACCUUACCAACCAUCCAAAACCCACACUACGCUGUCCCCGUUUCCAGCCUGCUUGGCAUGAAAACCCUCCCCGUCCUGGCUGUCCACCCUGCAGCCGCUUCCAGCCUAACACAGGGUUUAUCCCCUUACACCGCAAAAAUGCCAACCUCCGGCGUCAAAAAGUCUGAGCGGCAGAAGUUUGCUCCUUAUUGAUGUCUGCUUUCCAAAUCUAGUCGGUGCAUCUGACUGGAUGAGGCAUUAAUAAGCGAGGAUCAUUUCAUUUUGGACGUACCUUAGGCCUAAUUGGGGGGGUUUAUUUUGUCAGCACUUGUUUUUCCAUGAAUCAGGAGAAUAUUAGAAGCUAUCUGUGCGAAUGGAAGUUAUCAAAACAUGUCUUCACUAAUUAAAAGCGGCUGCUGAGGUGCAUA
Molecule: messenger RNA, 1949 nt
Organism: Sphaeramia orbicularis (orbiculate cardinalfish)
Lineage: Eukaryota; Metazoa; Chordata; Actinopteri; Kurtiformes; Apogonidae
Product: poly(rC)-binding protein 3
Exons: 14
Coding region: 430-1734 (434 amino acids)
Molecular function (GO): RNA binding
Source: RefSeq, a predicted model, not a curated record